Molecule: messenger RNA, 856 nt
Organism: Boeremia exigua
Lineage: Eukaryota; Fungi; Ascomycota; Dothideomycetes; Pleosporales; Didymellaceae
Product: putative methyltransferase-domain-containing protein
Exons: 4
Coding region: 1-849 (282 amino acids)
Biological process (GO): peptidyl-lysine dimethylation
Molecular function (GO): protein-lysine N-methyltransferase activity
Source: RefSeq, a predicted model, not a curated record
AUGCUGCUCCCGACGCUCAUCGACCUGCGGCGCCCCGCGGGCCGCACGCUCGAUCCAGAAGACAUCUUCGGCUCGUCGCUCGGCGGCGUGUUCACCGACGACCUGCAGAACCAGCACGGCGACGACCCGGACACGGUGAUUGUGUACUCGAAUGCGCGGCACGGGGCGCUGGAGUUUCGCACCGCGGAUAUUCAUGGCGAGGAGGAGCGGCGCAAGAUGGCGCACUACCUGUGGAAUGCGGGGGUGCUGAUGGCGGAGCUGUGGUGGGUUGGGCGCGAGGAGGAGCGGGCGUGGGCGGUGCGCGGGCAGCGCGUGAUUGAGCUGGGUGCAGGCGUAGGACUGGGCGGCGUGAUGAGCGCGCUCGCGGGUGCGGACGAGGUGGCUAUCACCGACUACCCCGCGCCGCCAAUCCUCGAGGCUAUCGCGGCCAACGUCAAGAAGAACGUGCAGGGCCCGCUCCAGGCGCGCGUCGCGGUCCACGGCCACCUGUGGGGCGACACAGCGUCCGAGUUUGCGGCGGCACACGCGCACAAGUACACGCGCGUGCUGGCCGCAGAUUGUCUGUGGAUGCUGGGAGAGCACGAGAACCUGGCCAAGUCGAUGCGCCACUUCCUCGCCGACACACCCGACGCGCGCGUGCUGUGCAUUGCUGGCUUCCACACAGGCCGUGCCAAGCUGGUGCCGUUCUUCGAAGAGGUUGCUCCGCAGCAGGGGCUCGAAGUCGAAGACAUCUUCGAGAUGGACGCCGAUGGCGCGCGGCGGCCCUGGGCAACAGAGCGAGACGGAGGGCGCGAGGACAUUGGCGAGCGGAAGAAGUGGCUGGUGGUAGCCAGGCUGCGUGCCGUGUAGCGAGAAC